Messenger RNA from Mytilus californianus (California mussel), 4826 nucleotides. RefSeq lists its product as uncharacterized. Lineage: Eukaryota; Metazoa; Mollusca; Bivalvia; Mytilida; Mytilidae. The transcript has 12 exons. The coding region runs from base 615 to 2000 and encodes 461 amino acids. The record is from RefSeq and is a predicted model, not a curated record.
UUGAAAUUUAGUCAUAUUCUUUAGAGUAAACAUUUACGAGAAUUACAAAGACCUUGAAAUGAAUGCAUCUAUUUAGGGGUGUCUGCAAAGAAGAAUUCCACAAGCUAUCACACACAUUGGAAAGAUGACCAUCCUUCAUAAGAGACAGUCACAUGUAAAAUAUUGGUGUAUAGUUGAUCAAAGGGUUUAACAAUGUAACAAGCUAGAUGUUGACUCAAUUGUUUCACUGUUAAUCACUUAACCAAAAGCCAUAUAUUCAGUGUAAAACAAGUCUGUGUGAACAUCAUGGAGCAGAUGGAAAAGUACAAUGUAUGGGCUGCUUAUUAUUUUAUAAAGAAACUGUUGAAAAUAGGCUGCCAUCAAUCUGUCAACAAUGACGGUCAGGUGAAAAUGACUAAAUAAAGUUGUGUAGGUGAAAGUACAUGGAGAAGUUUUGGUGCAGGUCUAGUCAUUAUAAUGUUACAUUGUGUUAUGUGAUAGAACAUGCAUUCAUAUAUAUCAUUCUGAGGUUGCGGUGAAAAACUGGAUUUUUUAACUAAACAAAGAGGAAACUAUAUCACCUACAAGGAUUGGUGUUGAUAAAUUGUGUCAAGUGGAUUCUACUUCAUAGUCCAAUGGAUCAACAGGAACCAGUUGACAACUACAGUGGAUACCUUGGACAUGAUCCACUCAAUGUUGCAGUUUCCACGGCAGAUGUUAAAUUUACAGACUACCUACAUCCUUUAGCAAGCAAUUCACAGGACGUGGAUAAGAAUACAGGACCAGUUCCACAACAUCCACACAAAGACAUCAGAUAUCCACAGAUAAAUAGCGUCCAGAAGAAACCAGUGAAUAUGAGGGAGUUGAGAUUUGAUUCUGGUGUGGCUGACCUUGACCAGUCCAUUUCUCCAGUGACUGGUACCCCAUCACCAAGCUCAACAUUUCGUCCUAUUAGUACAAAUAAAACCUAUGACUAUGCUGAGUAUGGAUCACAUCAAUAUGAGGAACUGCCACAUUCCAGAUUACAACCUAAUGGUCCACAAAUGUCACCAUGUUCUUCAUCAUCUGAUAAUCAGUCGUCUACUGGCACCACUGUGACGAUUUCUGAUGUCCCAUCAGAUGCUGGAGACACAGCAAAUAUUAUUAAAAGUCAGAGUCAGAAAGAUGAGGAGCAAAGGAAAAGAUACAAUCCACUGUAUGAUACCAUGAUCAAUGCAACACCCAGUAUAUACAACAAAGUCAGAGUCACUAGAGAAAGCAUGUUACAGACCCAGAUCAAACUCCUUAGAUUGGUUGUAGUUAUUUUGAUCUUCAUCUCCUGUAUUUCACUCUCUAUUAGUUUAUACCUCAUCAUCUCAAACUCAUCAGACUCAUCAGUACAGAAUCUCCAAGGUGAAGUAUCAUCAUUGAAAGAAAAAUACAGCAAUAUUGAAAACAGAAUAAAGCAAGUUGAGAGUUUAAUGGCUGGUAAUUUGUCAUUUGAACAUUUGGCACUAUUGGGUGAAAAGGUAUAUGACCUUGAAUCAGUAGUGUCAUCAAACUUUACUUCAGUCGAUAAGAAAAUACAAGUGACAAAUAGUGCUGUGACUUUAAAUCAGGGAAAUAUUUUAUCUGUGUCUCAGAACUUUACAUCUACUCUUAGUGCAAUGAACAAUACUGUGCAGGAUCAACUGGAUAUAAUCAGUAAAAUGCCCGGACCACAGGGACCUGAAGGUGUAGGCAAUUUGACAGCAUGUUUCCUGCAGGAAUAUUCUCAAGGAUCAAGAUUACAGGAAGCUCAAACAGAGACAGAUGAGUUUCCAUUAGAUAGUGAUCUAAAGACAAAAGUUGUGAUGUCAGCAUAUUGUUCAGUGGUGAAUGGAUUAUAUACUAGAAUGGAAGUGAAAAGACCUUCACAGGCAGACUAUAGAACAGUUAAAUAUCAAUGUAUAUGUUGGGGGGCUGUCUCUGGAGAAAGUUUCAGAUAUUGUAAAAUUUUCUUAUGGUUAUGUCCAAGGGAGAGUUUUGGUGGAAACACGUGAAGAAAGUUGUUAAACAGCGAAUUUUCUUAGAUUACAUUGUUUAACAUUGCUGAUUACUCAAAUUAAAACAGCAACAUUUCACUCAAGACGGAACUAGGUAAAAUCCAGUGCUACUAUUAAAAAAGAAUUGUUCUUGUCUGUGACAGUCACUAUCUAUAGGUUUUCUAAAUGUUUCAAGCUAUGAUAACAAGCAAAUAUUGUAAAACCUCCUUACCUGAUUACUUUCGGGCAUUAGAUUACCUGCUAUAAGUGUAGUAGUUAUAAAUAAGAAGAUGUGGUGUGAGUGCCAAUAGUGCAUACUUUACCAUGCAUCUAGUUCAGUAUUGUAUUUUUUUUGCAAUAAGGUGCUAUUUUUUUCCAUUAUCUAUAAAGUUCAUAGUUGGGCAUUUUAUAUGUAAUAUUAUAUUGUCUCAAUUAGACUCAAAUAGGCAGGAGCAUAACACAGCUUGGUAUUCAAACUUCAAGCACUACAGGAAGGUGUAUUGAUGAGUCAAAACAGGAAACAAUGCAUGUAUCACAGAAAAUAGAUGAACAAAAACCAUGCAGAAAGUCAAAACUUCAUAUUUUGUUAUUGUUGUUUAGAUAAAUGGUCCUUUACAGGGAAGGGAAACACUGUUUUGAAAUUCAAAUUUAAAACUACAAUACUAUUUAUCUCUUUACUUUAGCUUUUAUGGAAUUGAUAAACAAAAUGUAUGAAUUUACGAUUCCAAUCAGAAUAUUCAGGUGGCAUGAGUUGGAUGCCAUGACAUUUUAAGAUUCUCCUAUCUAACAUUAUAAACAAAUGUUACAUAAGAAUUUGAGUUUAUAACCUUCCAAUCAGUUUUAUGAUUUUUUAAAGGUUAUCAAGUUAUUUUUAUACCAUACCAGCAGAAGUUAAUACUGUUUAGGUUAUGAUAAUGAAAUUUCUUUGAAAUAUGGUAGUAAGAAUAAGCUAGUCCAGUUGGUGCUUUAAGGUAUAGGACUGUUCAAAAGUGAGUAGCCAAAAAUUCACAAGUUUGCAACAUUGUUCAGUUUUGUGGAAUGACACUUUACUCAAAAUUCACAUAAAAAUUAUUGUGAGAAUUUCUUAUGAAUAUUUGAAUUAAAAUAUAAUUAUGCCUUUUAUUUUUUUGGUAAAUUUGAUGACAAAAACAUAAUAAAAUGUUUUCCCUCAAAAUGUCACAUGGCUUUAACAAGAGUUUUGUUUGUUUGUGAAAUUCACAUUAAAACUAAUUGAAUUUUUACAACAACAAAAAAAAAUCAUUUCACAUGAAUUUCACAGAAAACAAUCAUUCACAUGAGCAAAAGUUCCCAUGUAGAAACCAAAGGUAAAUCUUUUAAAGAUGAAUGUUUCAUGAAAAUUUAAUAUCAGAUAAGUCACAAUUAUUAUUUUUAAAAUUCUGAUUUCAAAUAAACUGUUUUGUGAUAUUUUGGUUUAGAUACUAAUUUUGGUUUUCUUCUACAUGUAUGUUUUCAGUACAAUUAUGUUAAAGUGUAAUAAUUUCAGUGUUAUGUUUAAGUACAUAUGAUCCAUUUAUUAAGUAUGUACUUAGGUGAAAUUUUAAAAAUCUAGAAUUUAAAAUUGAUACUUUAAGUCAGAAGAGCAUUAUUUGAGAAACAAAAUAAGCUAAAAAUAUUGAUAGGUGAUGGAGCUCCUUUUCGAGAUAUUUAAAAAUGGCAAGAAAAGGACGACUCGGACUUUUACCUUAUAUUUGCAUUGAUAUUAUUUGGGUCUCAAAUCGAAAGAAGAGAAAUCUAGAAUCUGCUUAAAUUUUGGUAAAUGACCUUUUAUUAGCUAUUGAAGUCUUAUAUGAAAAGAAAAAUGGGUGUUAUGGGGCAAAAUAUUUUACCCUGUUUUCGUAGGAAAAUAAAGAAGGAGUUCGAACAUCUGACAAAAAUUCCUAAACCUGACCUAAGUACAUCCUUAACAUAAAGUCCUUUAGAUUUAACCCUGUGAGUCCGUUGGUUGAGCACAAAGAUAAGUUCCUUCAAAAUAAACUUUAAUACUGUUAUAAUAUUUGUUCAACAUUCCUUGGUAAUACAAAUGUUAUGACAAAAGUGCUUUGUGUCUUUUUUGUUUGAAUGUCACAAUUCCAGUCAACUUGAUAUAUUAUUAUCUUUUGCUCAAAUUAUGUUUUUUUUUUUUUUGUAUUAUGCAUAAUAGUUUUUUUUUAGACAUCAUUUCAUCUGUCAUUUGUAUUUUUACCUUUCAUUUUACCAUAAGAGUUAUUACCCCAAUUUCAUUUAUAAAUGGAUCAUAAAAGUAAUCAGACUGCUGGAUAAACAUUUCUUACACUAGCACACAAGUAAGUGUAUCUCUCACCAUAAAUUAAAAUGCAAAGUAUUAUACAAAGUCAAGAAAGGCUUGGGAUUUUUCAGCUAGUACAUAGAAAACUUAGUUUGCUUAGUAUAAAGAUUCAUAUUUGUAUGUGUUUUUUUUAAAUCAACUUUUUAUUAUGUAGUUUUUCUAAUACAAAUACAUAUUAUGAACAUUACCGGUAUUCACCAUUUAUCAGUUCAGUAAUUUCAGAUUUAUAUAUAUAAACUUAGUUAUGAAGUCCCAUUCUUUAUUAAACUUUUUUAGUUUUCAGUAAACAGUCAGAUAUUUGGAUCUCCAGUUUAUUUUUACUAUUUCGUUUCUAUUCCUAAUUGUGUUCAUUAAUUGAUCUUGAAUAUGGUGCUAGUUGCACAGAAACAGAUGUUAACUAUUGUUUUAAAAGUUCAUUUAUGCAUUCAGAAUUCAGAACUAAAUAGCUUUAUAUGAAAAAUGAUUUGUGUUGACUACAUUGCAUUGUUUAAUUAUGUUGUUAAAUUUGAUUAUUAAAUAAACAAAUUUAUUAUUACAAA